AUCGGAUCGGUUGUUUGGAUAAAAACGAAGCCACCUCACGGGAGGGCGAUCUCAGUUGAAGGGACAGAACGCGACAUGAUGACACAAAACGCACGCGUAGUAAUGUGGGCCGUGUGGGCCGUCGCUGUUGGAACGCUUUCGCUGGUUGCCACGGAAAACCCGUGUGCUGGUGGACCUCCGGUCGAUACGAACCCGGCCCAAUGCUGCCCCACGCCGAUGCUCGUCGAUGGAACGAUUAUGAUGGACUGUUAUCAGAAGUACGGCGAGCAGACGAAGAAACAGCUGCAAAUGGACGGCAUCCCGCGUGGUUGCUGCAUCGCGGAGUGCGCCAUGAAUGCGACGAGCAUGUACGCGGACGGUAUGCUGAAGCGAGACGAUCUGUCGAAGAUGUUCAUGGACGCGGUGAAGGACAAACCGGAGUGGAUGGCACUCGUACGGGACGCCACAAAUGCGUGUUUUGAGAUGGCCAAGAAAAAGAAGGACGAGAUUGAGGCAGGGGCAAAGCUGGAGCCGAGCUUCGAGGGUGAAAAAAUCUGCCACCCGAUUUCGGGUACGAUCCUCCGUUGCAUGGGCAUGAUGAUGUUCGCCCAGUGUCCGGAGUCCGUUUUUCAUGCUAGCGACAACUGUAACAAGCUGCGCGAGUAUGGAAGCAUCUGUCCAAUGAUUUAAGGAGGCGCCUGUGUGACAGGGAAAGCUUUUUCGUCCUUUUACAGGUGUUUGAUGGUAGAGGUAGUGCAAGUAAAGAA
Molecule: messenger RNA, 746 nt
Organism: Anopheles nili
Lineage: Eukaryota; Metazoa; Arthropoda; Insecta; Diptera; Culicidae
Exons: 3
Coding region: 76-669 (197 amino acids)
Source: RefSeq, a predicted model, not a curated record